This is a messenger RNA of Annulohypoxylon maeteangense, 1993 nucleotides long. RefSeq names its product casein kinase II regulatory subunit-domain-containing protein. The transcript has 2 exons. The coding region runs from base 397 to 1392 and encodes 331 amino acids. Gene Ontology annotation, molecular function: protein kinase regulator activity. NCBI's taxonomy places the organism in Eukaryota, Fungi, Ascomycota, Sordariomycetes, Xylariales, Hypoxylaceae. The record is from RefSeq and is a predicted model, not a curated record. Gene Ontology annotation, cellular component: cytoplasm; protein kinase CK2 complex.
CCUAAUCCUAAUCCUAAUCCUAAUUUUGGUAGCCUCUCCCACUGCUCCUCUUCAAUUCCCCGCCAAAACUUCAUCCAUCCAGUGCAUCACCACCAUCACCACCGCUUAAUCUUCAUAAUAUUGGUUCACCAUUGCAUGACACUAUCUAUCUACUAAAAAUUCCUCGCCGGAAUAGUUAAUUCCACUUUUCUAUUCCUAUCUGCCUUUCUCCCCUUCACCUUACUAUUUUUUCGCACCAUGCAGGUGCCAUAGCUUCCUUUCCUCCCAACCACGAGAAGUAGACGGUCUGGCGGGGUCUUUCAACGUUACACCUCUCCAUCGUCGCUCCUAGAUAAUUCUAAUUUACUCGACGAAGCUGACGAUUAAAACCUGCGCGCCCAUCCAUCUUCUAUCAUCAUGUCUUCUUCCUCAGGCACCCCGGAGUCUUGGAUCUCCUCAUUCUGCUCUCUCCUGGGUCACGAGUAUUUCGCAGAGGUCUCCGAAGAGUUUAUUGAGGAUGAUUUUAACUUAACUGGAUUACAAACUCAAGUGGCAAUGUAUAAGGAGGCAUUAGAGAUGAUACUCGAUGUCGAGCCCGAAGACGAUGACGAAGAAGAUGACGAGGACGAGGAUGAGGAAGAUGAAUCAAUCGAGGGUGUUGAUCGUGUGCGACAUGGGGAACGACGUAACCAUAGCCGGAUAGCGAGCGAUCUCUCUGUGAUCGAAUCAUCUGCGGAGAUGCUCUACGGCCUUAUUCACCAGCGCUUUAUCUGCUCACGAGCAGGUAUCCAACAGAUGUCCGAGAAAUACGAGCUAGGCCAUUUCGGCGUCUGCCCACGCAGCCACUGCGAACUAUCUCGAACUCUUCCCGUCGGCCUCUCCGAUAUACCGGGCGAAGAGACGGUGAAGCUCUUCUGCCCUUCGUGCCUCGACGUCUACGUACCCCCUAACAGCCGAUUCCAGACUGUCGACGGUGCCUUUUUCGGCCGAACCUUUGGCGCUCUAUUCCUUCUUACCUUCCCCGAAUAUGACCUUACAAAACGAGGGGCCGAUGUGCUUGCGAACGCGCGCGUCAGUGAUGACGAUAAGGAGAUGCUAAACGGCAUGUACACAUGCAACAUCGCUCCCGGCUUAGGCAAGGGCAAGAUUUACGAGCCCCGAAUCUACGGUUUCCGGGUUUCGGAAGUUGCAAGAUCUGGCCCAAGGAUGCAGUGGCUACGAGACAAACCGGAUGAUAUUACCGACUUAGACGAAGCACGUCGUUACGCGGAGGAUAAUCCUGAUAGUGAAGAUGAUGACGAGAGCAUGAAUCUUAAUGGACGACCCGUGCGAAGACUACGGCCGCGGAGACGACAUGGUCAAGGAGGAAGCCCUAUGGCGGUGGAGACGAACGGUGCAGAAUCCGAACUCUAGGAGAAAGAGGUGUCUAUUAGCAGUGACCCGGUUGGCGGUGGUGGCGCUGCCAUUUACCCUUCGUAGGCUUCUGCACCUCAACCCAAACUAUAACACCGAAUCGAUCGUGAUUCUACCUAAACAAACUGGAAUGUUUAGGGGGGUCAUGGUCGUAAAUUCAUCCACCUCUACUCUUUAUGUACUCGUCGUUGUCUUAGGCGAUAGGGAAUUAGACGGCAUAGAUGAUUAGUUCGCGAUACCAAAUAGGAAACGGAAUGAAAGGGAUGAAUGAACCCUCUCCUAUUCUUCUUCUCUUACCAUGCAUGGCCGGCGUUGGUAAAUAGUCUGAUGUUCCUAGUCCAGGCCGGCUUUUCUUUGUAGCCUGAUUAGCAUCAAGGGGGGAAGGGGGAUAGGUAACACAAACUUGGACGGGAGCAUACGAGAUGGGAUUUUGUGGAUAUGUAACUCGAGUUGUCGAUUUUGUUUUCUUGAUUCGUACUUCGCACUUCCGGGAGCCGAGGGCUCUUAUAGGUCGUUGUCAAGUACCGUAAUAAACCCAUUAACACAUCUAUCCCACAUACAACCUAGUACGUAUUAAUGUGAAUUUGUUUUCAACACAGAG